This is a messenger RNA of Tuber aestivum (summer truffle), 782 nucleotides long. NCBI's taxonomy places the organism in Eukaryota, Fungi, Ascomycota, Pezizomycetes, Pezizales, Tuberaceae. The record is from the annotation of a GenBank genome assembly.
CCUUCUCCUUCCUUCCGUCAAGCAAAUUCCUAUAUCGCGCACACAAUGCCCUCUUUACUACAGUUAGCCCCCUCUCCUCCCUUCUACCCUCCGGCCCUCGCUACGGUUCCCACACUAACAAACACCAGCAUAAUAUCCGCGACCCAGAAGCCCUCUCCGUUCUACACCUGCCUCGCCGUCCUCGUAACGCCGGUAUUCCUGCUCGCUCUGGCAGCGUACGUGAUCACCACGGUCGAGGCUUGGAGUCGGUCUCCAAAGGUUUGUUCCUCCUUCCUCGCCUUCAUUAGCCCAUGAUUUUAAUGGGGGUCACGGCAGUUAUCGAGGAGCUACGUCGGUGGGGUCGGAAGAGGGCCCGCUGACGCUGGUCCAGCGCAGUGGGCGGAUAUGAGUGUGCUGGAGAAGGUCGAGGGUGUGUUGAGGUGGGAGGGCUGGUGGGGUGGGAGGAAGUGAGCGUCUGCUCGGGGUAGCAGUCUGGUUGGGAGGGGAUGUUAUCGGUACGAGUUUUGGUUUUUCCUGUGCGACGGCAGCAGGUAUGUUUUAUGCGAUGCGAUGUGGCGGAUAUCGUUCGUGGAAAAUAUCUUACUGUGCUUUUUUGGAUCAGGGCGUUUCGGGUGUCAUCUCGUUCUCUCGCUUUAUUUUACAAUUGUUUUGCUUUAUCCCAUUUAUGCUGGUCGCGUGGGUAUCGUACGAGUACACUGGCGGGGUGACCUACCGUAGUUGAUUGUGGGAACAUACAGCAUCAUGUACGAGUACAGUAUCACACAAGUACGAGUAUAAUACUC